Messenger RNA from Fusarium falciforme, 1797 nucleotides. RefSeq lists its product as hypothetical. The record is from RefSeq and is a predicted model, not a curated record. The coding region runs from base 1 to 1797 and encodes 598 amino acids. Lineage: Eukaryota; Fungi; Ascomycota; Sordariomycetes; Hypocreales; Nectriaceae. The transcript is spliced from 2 exons.
AUGGCGUCUCCGCCUCGGCGCUCACGAAAGCAACGCGCCGCUGCGCCGACCAAGUUUACCGACCCAGGCUCCGACGAUGAUUUCUAUCCGGAGCCUUCCAAGAGAGCCUCAGACCCCAAGGUCUCCUCGGCUUCUAAGGUUAAAGCAGCCUCAGCCAACUUGACCCGUUCAAGCUCCAGCGAUGAUGUCCCUCUCAUGGCCCGCAAGAAAGCCAGGGCCGUCAAGCGUGCUGCAGCGCGCCGAGCUGCUGAAAGAAACAAAGAGGCAGGAUAUGAAGAUCCAGGAUACGAGAGCUCCGGAUCCAACUCAUCCAUUCCUGCAGUCGUUUCCGAGAAAAGCACCAAGUCGGCGGAGCAAGUUUCUCCAGGCAGCAAGCGAGGUGCGCCCAGGGAGCACACCGAUUCUCCUGCAAAGAAAACCCGGAUCGUUUUCAAGAAUAAGAACAGGUCUUCCGAUGGAGCGUUGUCCUCGUCCCCAACUUCUCCCACCGAGCCAGCGGCUCCAUCCAACUUGGCGACUCAGUCAGUGGAAACGACUCCCGCAACCUCGCUAGCUCCCUCGCAGCCACCGAUCAACAGAGAGAUAGAAGCUGCUUCGUUAGUGACAGUCCCCCGCGAAGCAACAACUCUUCACCCAGCAGGUCACCACCUAGCGGCUCUCCAACCAGCCGGAAUUGCCAGUCUCCAGCAAGUCAGCGAGUUUUUCGCUCACCUAUGCGACAAUGCCGACGCCGCCCAGAAGAGUGUGCAGCAGGGCGUCUUGGAUGCUCAGGCUAUGCAAGCAAAGAUCACUGCCCUCGAGACCCAGUUGGCAGCACUCAGCGCUCAAGGUGCUCGGGGCGCUGAAGGUACUCGAGGCGCUGGGGGUGAUCUUGUCGGGUGCCAGAAGGCCCUCGAUGCCAGCCGAGCCAGAGAAAAGGAGCUCUCUGUUUCUUUCGAAUUCCUCAAGGUCGAAUAUCAGAAACAGAAAGCCUAUACCGACGAGCUGAGGCGAGACGUUAGCGAUCUGAACGAUGAACUGGAGAAGUACUCCAACCUCCCAUACGACAAGAUCACAGACGAUGAGAUUGAGCGCCAGUGGCUUCUACUUGCCCACGAGAUCCAGAACUUUACCCUCCAAGUCCUCACCAGGGACCCCACCCGCGUCAUGGCUCCUUCAGGAGCCAACACGGCCCAGGUCAACGCGCUCAGACUCAAGCGCAAGCAAGACCCGGAGCUGGUCAAUUUUCACUUCCAGAAGCACAUUUGGGAUCGUAUCAAUAGCGAGGUAUUCCAUGCGGGAUCGAAUCUUUGGGGUGGUCGCUCCGGUAAAUCUUUCAACCGCCUCUGCAUCGACGCCACAGGGGGUGAUGCCGAGGAGAUGAAGAACUUCAGCCCCUUGAAGGCGCAGACAGCUAAAGUUCUACGCUCUACACACGAUGACGAAAACCAAGCCCAGGUGGCCAAGCUUGUGAACAACCUCAAGGCUGACCUAUUCGUCUUCACGGACCCCGAGAUGACCAAGGACACCAAGACGGCCAAGGUUGUGGAGCGCCGCUUGAAGAAAAUGGUUGAUCGAGCUAUGCACCUCAACAUGUCGUUUAUGACAUCGAGAGCCUUCUUCGCUCCGAUGGGUGUGCAGGACCAAUACGAGGAUGAUAAUGUCGACAUCCGAUACACCAGAGGAGACACGGAGGAGACUGAGCUUGAGCUCCAGGUCUCGCCCCAGAUCGUCAAGUAUGGGGACGCAGAUGGGUACAACUUUGAAAGUUGCACCAUCGUCUGCAAGGCCAUCGUUACCAUGUGCGAGGUGAAGUAG